This is a messenger RNA of Galendromus occidentalis (western predatory mite), 3379 nucleotides long. RefSeq lists its product as uncharacterized. The coding region runs from base 1 to 3348 and encodes 1115 amino acids. Lineage: Eukaryota; Metazoa; Arthropoda; Arachnida; Mesostigmata; Phytoseiidae. The record is from RefSeq and is a predicted model, not a curated record. Gene Ontology annotation, molecular function: nucleic acid binding; exonuclease activity. Gene Ontology annotation, cellular component: nucleus. The transcript is spliced from 11 exons.
AUGAGUUUGGCGAAGAUUGCCCAACGAUUAGCUGCCGCAAGACAGACCGCGGGAACAGCUGAAGAGAAGAAAGGCGAAGAGACCGGUCAGAUCAAGACCCCUCGGAUAGGCCUCGCUGCACAAUGGCAAAGCUCUGCCGAGGGCGCGGACAAGAAUCCGACACCACUUCCUCUUGAGGCCCUGGGCUCUCUCUUGUUCUCAUUGUCCGGCCACGCGAUUUCCACGACCAAAGAAUAUUUCAACGUGUCCCACCUGGACCGAUGUUCCCAGGUCCUCCUCGUGAUCAUAGACAACAUGUCGGUUUUCGACCUCGAGGAGAAACCGAAUCUCUUGGGCAAGCUACGAGAAAACGCGAAGAGGAGCGGAUUAUCAGCUGUCGUCAUGCCGGCAUUGGCUGCCGACUUCAGCACAGGAUCCGACCUGAGCCACGUUCAAGUGAAUUUUCAAAAGGAUACAGCGAUAAUCAAGCAUCUCCUCAAAGAAACCGCUGGAGUGCGGAAACUGAAAAGUCUGAAUGGCGAGCAUCCCAAAGCCUUGAAGUCUGGCGGAGCCGAUGAGAUCAAGACCGAAAAUUUCGACUCUGGUGCAGAGAGCUCGGAGGAGCCCGCGUCUGAGCCAACGCAAGUGGAUGCAGUUCAACGAUUGAAAAACCUGAAACUCCAAUUCCCACAACGUCACGCGCGAUUACUGAGGGAACGAUUGCGCGCGGCAAAGCUGGGGUCAGAAGAAAACCCGCCGAAUAAACGGCCGAAACUUGAUGCUCAAGACUCAAAUAAAACGGAAUCGCCUAUCACUCACCUAGUAAAAAAUGAGACGCACGAGAAGAAAUCGAAGAAUCUCGAAAAAUUGAAGGAGUUGAAGCAAGCGCACAUGGAGGUCCAGCAGAAAAUCGCGGAGAUCCGAGCAAAGGAGCCGAAGAAUGAAAAGCAGGUGCGAAAAAUCAAGGAACGGCUCGCAAGCCUCCGAAAAGACUCCCGUGCGAAGAAGCAGGAGUACGAGCUCGAGAGAACGAAGUGUAUCCAGGAUGAAGAUGGAGAAGAUGAAGGAAUCGAGAACGGAAAGUCCACAGAAGCCCGAGGGAACGAGGGAAACAAGCCGAACGAGGACUUGUUGAAUUUCCUCAACCAGAAAAAAGCCGAGUCCGAUGCGGUGAUGCCUGUAACUCCCGUCGGCACCGUGCUACCGCCUGGCAACCUUGAUUUGUCGAAGCCGGAAAAAUUCGAUCGCACACUACUGCUAUUGUCCGCGUCUGAGAUGAAAUCUCAAGGAUUCUUGUUCCAUUACAAGCCGUCUCUGCGAGCAUACGAGCCGGUCUCUUCGAAAUCAAAACUUUUUGGAGUGGAUUGUGAGAUGUGUCUGACAACACACAUGAUCAAUGAGCUCACGCGGAUAACAGUGGUUGAUGAAGAGGGAGUUGUGAGACUGGAUGAGCUCGUGAAGCCGAGAGCGAAGAUCAUCAACUAUUUGACGCAAUACUCAGGAAUCACGCCACAAAUGCUGCUAAAUGUGACCACACGGAAGGAAGACAUACAGAAACGAUUGGCGGAAAUAUUGCCUCCCGACGCGAUCCUUGUCGGACACUCUCUAGACUCCGACUUGAAGGCACUCGAGAUCUCCCAUCCAUACUGCAUCGACACAUCAGUCUGCUACAGCGUGAGAGGGUUCCGACAGAAAUCGAAGCUGAAAGUUUUGAUGAAGACAUUCCUCGGCGAAGAUAUUCAAACCGCCGGCGCCGCCGGGCAUUGCUCGGCUGAGGAUUCCUUUUCGGCCCUGAAGCUCGUCCUCCUCAAACUACAGAAUGAUAUUACCUUCGGCGACGUCGACUUGAAGGGCGAUUUGGAGUGGAAUGGAGUAGAUUAUAGCGAGGCGCUCGAGGAAGCUCAGCAAAUCGUGGCCAAAGAACGAAUGCAGCAGACCAUGUUCAGAGGCGGCUGGGCGGGGCGUUCCGCGCCACCGGAAGGCUCAUACCGAUACCGAUUCGUGAACCACGACGCGGAUCCGAACUUCAAUCCGAUCUCGAAGUUGGAGCCCCGUCGGGAUGGAGACUACUGGCGAAACAAAAGGCUGCUCUACAAACUCAUAAGGGAGCGCAAAAGGCAAGAACAAGCGAUGCAUGAGAUCAGGAGCGCGUUCCGGGCGAGUGAGAGGAGCGUUGACUCGAUCGCGAGGAGAGUUCUGAGGGAAAGUUAUCAGAGACGGAAAUUCGAGAGCCGAGCCCGUCAAGACAAGUCACAAGUCGAUAGUCUCCUCCUGGAGAAGCUGCGAGAGAUCGAGGAUAAGAAACGGGAAAUCUUGGGACAGGAUCCGAGUGGCUCGAACAACGAUACGAGCGGACAAUCCGUGGUGGUGCUCCUAGCUAGGAAGAAAUUCUUGGAGCAGAAGCUAUCGACACUGAAGGAGGGCGGAAGAUCGAAUGAUUACAAAGACUUCCGGAAAGUUUUCCCGAAGAACGUCAAGAAGGAGCUGCGGGCAAGUAUUGCUAGGCUCACGGAGCAGAUCGCGAGUAAAGAAGCAGAGGAAGCACAAAGCGCGAAAUCCGAACCUGAGGAGCCUGAAAGUGACCGAGCAGGCAGCGAAAAUGAGGAAGAUGACGGUGAUGAAGUUACCUCCGACCUGGACGCCGAGGAUCCCGCCCAGGAAACGGAAGAGGCUCCGGUGGGAGAAAAGGAAGUUCUGAGAACUCUUGAGGAAAAUCAGAUCGCAUUGGAGCAGCUUCGCCGCGAGGAAGCACUCUUCCGAGAGGAACUAGAUCGCGCAGCGUCGGACUUUUAUCGCACAACGAUGGAGAACAGGAUCGCCGCGAAACAUCAAGAGAGUGAAAUUUUAGCGCGAAAAAUUGUCAACGGCCUAGUCAGCAUAGACGUCGUCUUCAAGAAUGAAUCACUGCUCCACCGUUUCAUCGAAUAUCAGCUCUUUGUGUUGCGUAAGAAUGAGGAGUUCAUCCACAAACGAGGGAAACCAUUCGGUACCGUAGCAUUGAACCGACUGUACUUGAAUUUAUUCUCGGCUUGGAGAAGUGCGGGGAAAAAAUCCGUUGUGGUAGCCCCAAGAGAUAUCGCAAAUUUGAACUACGACCGAGUGAAUAUCAAAGCUCCUGAAAAUGAAUCUCUGAGCUGCAUCGUGAAAGACACUCGGAAGUGCCUCCGGACGAACGACCUGGUCAUAAGCCACCUCAGCUAUGACGACGUGAACGAAAAUGACGCGUCGAUCGAGAGCGCUCUGGAUUUGCUCUGGGAACGCGUGAAACCUUCCGGAGUGAUGAUAGUUCUGCUGGAGGGAACGUACCUAUACAAGAAAAUCGGGCACGGCUUAGCCCUGCUUUCGGUGAAGAAUGGUGGUUGUCUAUGAAGUGGGGUUCGAAAUGUACAUUGUUUGGAUU